AUGCCUCCUCCCAAUUCACAGAGACCACGUACCGGUAGACGGUGGAAUACUAGUACCCUCGGGACAUUACGACCUCUGAUGCUUUCAUUAAUGAUAAUCUUGACAUCCAUGGUGGCCACAACCUAUGCUCACGAUAUGGAGUUUGAUGCUCUAAUUUAUGAAUCAUCCUUUUUCAGGGAACUGGCUGAACGAGGAGAAAUACAUGUCGAUGCUCGACCACCACCAUCGCCGCCCACCCGACGGGACGUAUAUUUCGAGCGGCGGCAAGAAGAUAACAGUGCUGUGCCUACGAUUGUCGCUGAACCAACCUCCAUAUCCUCCACUUCCAUAGACUCCCCAUCCUCGUCUACCAUCGAAACAGAAGCACCUCAACCUGCCACAGCAGUCUCUACCGCAACCACACCUUCUGUUACGGUGGUUACGACACCUCUUCCUUCACCUUUUGAUACGUCCUUGGGCAGCAACUUUACCAGUCCAUCUUGCCCUCAAUACUUCUCAACGUUUCUCGGCAACUCAACAUUUCAAUCCUGUGUCCCUAUUUCUCUAAUGCUACAAAACUCCAACUCGUUCUUUCGAGCAGAACGAUCAACGACUCUACUUGCUCAAACUUUUGAUGCGGCUUGCAAUGCACCUCUGGCGAUUUGCUCUCCUCUUCUCGCUAGUAUCGCCUCGGAUCUGAUCGAUGACUCAAACUGUGGAGAAGAUUUUAGACAGCAGAAUCCUCUUGUAACACAGGCAUAUGCAGGACUGACUGCUUAUGAACCGAUAUACCGAGCAACAUGUUUAAGAGAUGCAGAUACGGGCAGCUAUUGCUUUAUUGAGGCAAUCACCAAUACAUCGAAUCCCGCAGAUCCCUAUCCUUAUUAUACGGCUUUGGGGAUGCAGAUGCCUACAGCAGCGCACCCCACAUGCAGUCAGUGCCUCAAAGAUACGAUGGACAUAUUUGCCGGAUAUGCAGAGAUUUCUGGCCAGCCUCUGGCAAAGACGUACAUACCCUGUGCAAGUCAGGUCGAUGCCACAUGUGGGACGAACUUUGCUGCAACCAACGUCGAAGUGGGAUCAAUAAGCUCACCCAAUGUUGGAGCAUCAUUAUUCCCGAGUGCUUCAUCAGUCAUUGUGUUGCUGGUAGGACUAUGGUUAGCAUUUUAUUAA
Messenger RNA from Rhinocladiella mackenziei CBS 650.93, 1152 nucleotides. RefSeq lists its product as uncharacterized. The coding region runs from base 1 to 1152 and encodes 383 amino acids. NCBI's taxonomy places the organism in Eukaryota, Fungi, Ascomycota, Eurotiomycetes, Chaetothyriales, Herpotrichiellaceae. The transcript has a single exon. The record is from RefSeq and is a predicted model, not a curated record.